This is a messenger RNA of Oreochromis aureus, 4531 nucleotides long. It is a transcript of the gene gnao1a, whose product is annotated as guanine nucleotide binding protein (G protein), alpha activating activity polypeptide O, a. Gene Ontology annotation, molecular function: G protein-coupled serotonin receptor binding; GTP binding; GTPase activity. Lineage: Eukaryota; Metazoa; Chordata; Actinopteri; Cichliformes; Cichlidae. The transcript has 8 exons. Gene Ontology annotation, biological process: G protein-coupled dopamine receptor signaling pathway; adenylate cyclase-modulating G protein-coupled receptor signaling pathway. Bases 904 to 1968 code for a protein of 354 amino acids. Gene Ontology annotation, cellular component: heterotrimeric G-protein complex. The record is from RefSeq and is a predicted model, not a curated record.
GUCUUAUAUAAUGAUGCCAGGACAUUAUUAGUGAAGAGAACUUCAGAGAACAGCUGCAGGAUUAAAGAAAUCUCAUGCAUUUGCAGCUUUAUGCAUCUGAAAAUGAAAUCUGUGUGCUCUAUCGAGUAUGAGAUAUCCAUUUAGCCUUAUUUUAUGUGAUUUUCUACGAGUAAUCGGACCUAUAGACUGAUCAACCUCACCGUUAACUUAACCUGGAGUCUCUUUGGGUUUAACUGUUUCUGAAGCCCAUGAAGGUACUAUAUACCAGUGCGCCACCAGGCCGCGCCACUGGGAGCGUGGAUGUGCUCUCCCACAUUUGUUUUUACAGCUCUGACGUCAGCAACCUGCAACUGAACGAAUGAACUAACGGAGCACCGAGCCCCUACCGGAGCUACCGGGAGGCAGUAGUGUUACAGAGCGAGUCCCCGCCGCCGCCCGCCCCGGAGGAGCCAAACGGAAGAACCGAGCAAUGCGCACCGCCGCCCAGUAACGCAGAAUAGACGAGUGGAGAAGAAGAAGAAGAAGAAGAAGAAGGGAACCGUUAUCGUGAUUUACUAACGGAGGAAAAAAGAGAAUAGAAAGACACGGACAACGGACGGACCAGCUCCAAGACCACGCGUGAGAAGCGACCAGCUGCGGAGGUUUUAUCGUCUCGGUGUUGCGCUGUGGAUCAAACCGAGCGGAUCCCUGAUUUCAAUGCUUUAACGGUGCUUCUACCCGGCUGCCCAGAAAGAAACAGAGGGAUCGUAGAGGGAUCGAAGCCUGAGCAGAGAAAAGGGGGGCAAUAAACCAGCGAAGGAAAGAAAAAGGAUUUGCGGUUGAAGUUUCAUUCAUUCGUCUAAUUAUUGCGCUUUCUUCCGUGGAUCCCGGUACCGAUACUCUAUCAAGCUGUGUUCUCUGACCAUGGGAUGUACUCUGAGCGCAGAGGAGAGGGCGGCUCUGGACCGGAGCAAAGCCAUCGAGAAAAACCUGAAGGAGGACGGCCUCACCGCGGCCAAAGAUGUUAAACUGCUGCUGCUCGGGGCUGGAGAGUCAGGGAAAAGCACCAUCGUCAAACAGAUGAAGAUCAUCCACGAGGACGGUUUCUCCGGCGAUGACGUAAAGCAGUACAAGCCCGUUGUUUACAGCAACACCAUCCAAUCUUUGGCCGCCAUCGUCCGCGCCAUGGACACGCUGGGCCUGGAGUAUGGAGACAAAGAGCGCAAGACGGAUGCGAAGAUGGUGUGCGAUGUGGUCAGUCGUAUGGAGGACACGGAGCCUUACUCUGCUGAGCUGCUCUCCGCCAUGAUGCGUCUGUGGUCUGACUCGGGCAUCCAGGAGUGCUUCAGCCGCGCCCGAGAGUACCAGCUCAACGAUUCAGCGCAGUACUACCUAGACAGCCUAGAUCGAAUUGGUGCGGCAGACUACCAGCCCACAGAGCAGGACAUCCUGAGGACCCGAGUGAAGACCACAGGCAUCGUCGAGACACACUUUACCUUCAAAAACCUUCAUUUCAGGCUGUUUGAUGUGGGAGGUCAAAGGUCAGAGAGGAAGAAGUGGAUUCAUUGUUUUGAGGAUGUCACAGCCAUCAUUUUCUGUGUGGCGCUCAGCGGAUAUGACCAGGUGCUGCAUGAGGACGAGACCACGAACCGCAUGCACGAGUCUCUCAAGCUGUUCGAUUCCAUCUGUAACAACAAGUGGUUUGAGGAAACCUCCAUCAUCCUCUUCCUGAACAAGAAGGACCUCUUUGAAACCAAGAUCAGCAAGUCGCCGCUGUCCAUCUGUUUCCCCGAGUACACUGGUGUAAACACUUACACAGAGGGACUGGGAUACAUCAAGUCUCAAUAUGAGAGCAAGAACAAGUCACCCAAGAAAGAAGUGUACUCCCACGUGACCUGUGCUACGGACACCAACAACAUCCAGUUUGUCUUUGACGCCGUCACUGACGUCAUCAUAGCUAAUAACCUCAAAGGGUGUGGCCUGUACUGAUGAUGUUAUUAAACUUUGGCCAAUGGAUGCUGGGUGUUUGACUUGUAUGUGAGAGAGUCGGUCAAAUGUGGGAUCUGAGCUGUUCUCAUUUCUCAUACUGGCCAAAUUUGAAUUAACUGGUUGGUUUUUGGUGGUUGGUUGGCUGAGACAUCUUAUCUUUUUCAAUCCUAAUUAAGAACCGUUCAUUUUAAUCGUACCUUCUAUCUAAAAUCUGUUCUCGCUGUGCUACAGAUAUUCUGCACAAUACCUAAGCUGAGAAGCAGAACGAGAGACCAGCUGAGCCGAACACAGUGUACUGAGUCACUCGUCUACCAGAUGUAUUUACUUUUUUUCCUUUGAUUUCAAUUUGUGUAUUCAUACUUUUCUAUCAUAAAUUUGUCCCUUAUACCAAAAGUCGACGCAAACGUGCAUAUGAUUAGUCUUAGUGGGGGUCAAGUUUAGCCAACUCAAAGCUUCAAUCAAAACUGACUUUAUUGCAGGCAUUUUAAGUACUAAGUAUUAAUUUCAGAGCUGUUAAGUCAAUGAAAAUAAUUGUAUGAUAUUUUCAGAGUAGUAGAGUAUUUGUGCCCACUAAGAAGCUGAGGGGGGAGUUACAGCAACACUUUUGUGAAAUGCAAAUGAUAAAAAUAAUGAUCUAUAAUGAAUUUUGUAUGUUUUAUUUGAAUGGGAUUGCCACUUUUACACGUAAAGUUCCCAUAGUGAAAAACAGAGUACACCCUGGUCACUAGUGGGUGGUCCACAGGGACACUGCAGACAGACAGACACUCCUGCUGGAUGCUUAUUUGUGCUGUGAACUUUUAUCCUGGUCAUCCUCACAUUAAAGGUCCACUCUGUGGACUUUUUAAAAUAAAAUCGUGUCAUUCUAAAGAGUCGGGCCGUGAGAACAUAGCACGAAAUCUUACUGCUGUGCAUUUCAUCCAGGAUGAAACUUUUUAGGCCCGUGUAGAUUUCAGUAAACCUCCUGAUAGUUUCCUCUUUUGAUUGGAUCUAAUUUCAUAGUGUAAAUGAGUGCAUAAAGAGGAUGUUGUUGCUUGAGCCACGCCACUGUCAUCGUUAAUCCCUGCAGACGUCAUUCCCAGCUGCAGGCUCAUCUUGCUUCUUGCAUGGGACUCCUUAAAAUCAAUUCAAACAAAGAGCCACAGAAGCUUGUGCCGUUUCUGCCUGGAUAAUGCAUCAGCAGAAGUAUUGAUUUUAAAGGGCACUGGCACUGCAUCCACUGUGUCAGGCUGCACCGUGCAAUAUCCCUGCUGUCCUCCAUUCCACCUUAAAAAACCAGAGGUGAGCUUUGAAAGAUUACAGACUGAUGUGUUUGUCCUCUGGGACAGGAACGCAGAGUCUGUGACUACGAUUGUAUCCACGCUGUUCUCCUUUGUGCCGAUCGAGUAGCUCGACGUCUGUUUGGAAUUGAUCAUAAAAUGAACAGAGAAGUGACGGCGCUGUCAGACCCCGCUCAGAGAGAGCAAUACAGGAGCUACGUCAUUAGUUCCUCCGUGUAGCCACAGUUGACAUCGUCAAACUAAGCCGAGCGCGCUCCCCGCCAAACAGAGUCAUCUUUAUGUAUGAGAAGGGCAUUCGCUUUAUUCCACUUUUCCAUCCACGCAUAAACAACCAGAUGUGCUCCCUCUGCUCAGAGCUGCCAUUUUUGGAGCACAGGUAGAUGUCAUCAUCGGCCCGUCCGACCACAUCUGUGCCAAAUUUGGUAAUUAGAAACAGAGUGCUCCCUGAGGCUGUCGUUCAGCCUGCAUGCUGUGUGCCGUGUACUGAUGUGUCUUUUGUGUGUUCAUGUUUUCAGAUUGUAUAUAGUUACCUAUGUGUGUCUGUUGAUAGUACAGAAAAGGUCACAGUGUGUGUGUGUGUGUGUGUGUGUGUGUGUGUGUGUGUGUGUGUGUGUGUGUGUGUGUGUGUGUGUGUGUGUACGUGCUCAUGAACGUGUGUGUGUUGUGUAAGAGACAACAUCAGCCCAUGGGUGCUGCGGUGGAGGCAGCAUCUGUGGAUUAAUUACCCAGAGGGCACCUAUCUACCCUUUCAGCACAGACAGGCCUCAGACACACAAACACACUCACGGGGCUUCAAAAUGUCACAACACCUUAGUUGCCAAAUAAUACUGCAGUUUCCAGCCAAAGAGGUUCACACGGCCACACAACAAGCCGCUGCCACGACUGCUACAGGCGUCGUCUGCUCUGACUGAUCUGUUACAUGUAGAGAAAGGAAAACGGUCUCUCUGCGUUCUGUGUGAGCCUCUCCUUAGUUUUCACUCUCAGUAGCUUCAUUCAUUCGCUACACUUUGCAUGAAGCUUCUGUUCUUUCCAAACACAAAGUGUUUAGUGUUGACAUGCUGAAAUCGGUGCUUAAUCCCAUCGAUCCAAAAAUCAAAGUUCUUCUAUAAAUUUGGAUUUUUUUGUUAAACCGUGGAAUGAUCGCGUACAGAGUUCAAACACGAUCCUUUCCCUCCCCGUCUAUGCAGUGCAGAGGUUAGUAUCAUUGCAAUCGCACAUUUCACUCGUAAUAAAGCCAAAUCUCCUUUCAAUUUUUCAAUUCAAUUCAAUUUUAUUUUAUAGCUCAC